CGACUGGAGCCAGUUGAUCGUGCGGCCUUUGCUCAGUGUGCCACUAUGCGCCUAUUUCAGUCUCAUUGCGAUCUUCAAACAGCGCGCUUCGCUUGUCAACCAAAUGAUCGCACCCGCUUUUUGUACGCUGACGCGUGUUGCGCGCUCCACCGUCUCGCGUCUGCACAAAGUACUGCACCGCAAUUUAAGCGCCUCGGUGACAGAUGGCAAAUAUGUUUUGGUGCAAUGCGAUCGGGCGAAUGCCGCGGUUGGAAAUGCAUCAAUGAAAUUUCCCAGUGUUUGGUUACGUGACAAUUGUUAUUGUGAGGAAUGUUACCAUCAGAGUUCGAAAUCACGUCGCAUUAAUUGGGAUAAUUUCGAUACUGAAGUGGUGGCGCUCGAUGUUAAGGUAGAUUCAGUUGCUGAGCAAGUCACAAUCAAGUGGAGCGAUCAGCACAUUUCUACAUACGAGCUGAAGUGGUUAAGAGAGCGGGAAUUUUGUGAUGUGCGUAGACAAAAGUAUUUAGACGAGUUUUAUCGUCCAAAACCGAAACAUUGGGCUGGUCAGCAAUUUAGAGAAAUUAGUGAAACUUUCAAAUUCGAAGAUGUGAUGCAGACUGAUGAUGCUCUCCGCCAGUGGCUCGAGGCUCUAGCCGUGCGAGGUGUUGCCAUAAUUGAGGAUGCGCCGCUCGAAGCGACUGUUGUUCGCCAAUUAGCCGAUCGCGUGGGUUUCAUACGUCGCACCACAUAUGGUGAAGAAUUUAUUGUGCAAGCCAAACCAGGCGCUAAGAAUUAUGCCUACCUUUCGGAUCCGCUGCCACUGCACACCGACCUGCCCUACUACGAAUACAAGCCGAGCGUGAACAUUUUGCAUUGCCUGGUGCAGUCGAAAUCAAAAGGCGGCAGUAACCUGCUGGUCGAUGGCUUUCACAUUGCCGAUCGCUUGCGCACCGAACACCCAGCGGAUUACCGUACACUAACCGAGACGUUGGUUGAUUGGAAUGAUAUCGGUAGCGAAGAUGGGCGGAGUUUUCACAAUAUCUGGCGGGCGCCAGUGAUAUGUUUAGACAGUGACGGAAAUUACACGCGUAUAAAUCACAGUGUUCCCCAGCGCGACAGUCAUUUCUCCGUGCCUCUGCCCGCUGUCAUACCCUGGUAUCAGGCCUAUGCCAAGUUUGUGCGUUUGGCGCGACGCGACGCUUUUGCAUUUAAAACGAAACCGGGCGACGUUUUGACUUUCAAUAAUAUUCGCCUGCUACACGGCCGCACCGGGUACGAUGACACCGAGCAGAAUGUGCGGUACAUUGUGGGUGCCUACCUCGACUGGGACAUCAUCUAUUCGAGGCUGAGAGUCCUGAAAGGCGCACAGGCGGAGAGCAUAAACGAAGGCAAUGCAGCAACAGCGGCGGCAAGAGACGCAAAGGCAUCAGCAACAACUAUCAGUGGUUUAUAGGAAUCACAGCCGCUGGAGGCCUGACUGCUGGUUGCACAAGUGCUAUGCUUCAUAUAUCGUUGGCGACAACAAUUGGCGCUCUGCUGUUUGGGGAUGUCAAGAGGCGGGCAACAACCUUCGCAGCAGCAACAGCAGCCACAGAAAUAAGAGCAACAGCUGGUGUCGGUGGUUCAAUGGGUUUGCGGUGCAAUGUUUUCUAUUAGAAAUUUUUUGCCGACACUUCCUUCAUUAUUUUUUGAUUCUUCCUUUCCUUUUUCUGCCUCUGCUUCUGCAUUUGCAGUUGUUUUUGUGUUUGCAUGUCUUUUAGAAUUUUAUUGAUUUUUAAUAGAAUAACGAACAGCAGGCGGCCGGAAGUUGUGGUGACGUUAAAGAGGAUAAUUUGCUUGCUUUCACACUCAGAUUAUAAUCAACUUAAAGGAUUAAGCAGAGUGAUUGAAGAGUACAUUUGUUAUUACCUGUAAAUUAUAUUAAAUUCAAAUACCUUAAU
Messenger RNA from Anastrepha obliqua, 1919 nucleotides. RefSeq names its product gamma-butyrobetaine dioxygenase. The record is from RefSeq and is a predicted model, not a curated record. NCBI's taxonomy places the organism in Eukaryota, Metazoa, Arthropoda, Insecta, Diptera, Tephritidae. The coding region runs from base 104 to 1432 and encodes 442 amino acids. Gene Ontology annotation, biological process: carnitine biosynthetic process. Gene Ontology annotation, cellular component: mitochondrion. The transcript has 5 exons. Gene Ontology annotation, molecular function: oxidoreductase activity.